Ogataea parapolymorpha DL-1 is the source of this 1659-nucleotide messenger RNA. RefSeq lists its product as uncharacterized. Gene Ontology annotation, cellular component: nucleus. The coding region runs from base 1 to 1659 and encodes 552 amino acids. Lineage: Eukaryota; Fungi; Ascomycota; Pichiomycetes; Pichiales; Pichiaceae. The transcript is spliced from 2 exons. Gene Ontology annotation, biological process: positive regulation of transcription by RNA polymerase II. Gene Ontology annotation, molecular function: transcription cis-regulatory region binding; DNA-binding transcription factor activity, RNA polymerase II-specific; zinc ion binding. The record is from RefSeq and is a predicted model, not a curated record.
AUGGCCAAUCCCAGGAGACAAGGCUGUUUUUGCUGCCGCAAACGCAAGAUUAAGUGCGACCUUUCAAAGCCUACCUGCAGCAAUUGCUUGCGGUCGUCUUAUGAGUGCGUCUACGGGGUACAGGCUAUCCCAAAAGAUUUCAAGCUUCGCAAAUUGGCCAAAAAACCAAUUCGGUUUGUGGACCCCAAUUCCAUCAAUUUUCGCAAGCCCGUCAUAUUACUCACCGAGCCCGCUACCCUAGAGCUCGAAUCAACCAAGGAAGCCAGGGAAGAUGCAUUGUAUAGAAAAUAUCUUGAAACUUUGGGGUGGCAUCUCGGUGGAUGGUCCUCAUGGAUGUUAGGGGUCGAUUUCUCCGCUAAUGAUGCACUUUUAUACGAUGCCUUUGUAAAAGGGUUCAUGGUUGCCAUAUCGCCCCAACUGGCUCACGAGAGCUUGCAGCCUUCAUCGGUCGUUAUUCCUCGCGGCCUUCACAAUCCGACCUUGAGACACGUUUUCUAUGCCUGUGGUGCCACAUACCUGUCGUGGAAGCGGCCUGAAUACCGUGAGUUUGCUGAGCAGAAAUUCCUGCAGUGUAUGAAAGAAAUGCAAUGGUUUUUAAACCAGAAUUCUUUGGUCGGUAACGAGGACUGGCUGCUUAUUUGCAUGGUCACUUUAUGUCUUCGCGAGAAGUAUCAAUGUGAAAACACAGCCAGAAACGCUUUUUUCCUGAUAGCCUCUUUGCAAAUCAUAGAAUGCUGGCUGCUCAACAAGAGUUUGCCUUUUGAGUCUUUUAAUCAAUUACUGGACGCUUUGGUCCUCAACAAGACAAAUUUCAAAAUGCUUCCCAUGGUUAGAACAGAUCCUGAAAUCAACGAUGCUACUUACUGGACAGACGAGCUUUCAUAUAUGCUUCGCGAAGGUGAUGUCACUAAUCUAGAAAGGACUAUCCUGGAGAGCUUCUUGUAUAAUUACUCGGUUACAUUGUUUGCAUGUGAGGCUUCAGUUGUUGACUAUAUCAAAUCACCUUUCCAAGUCUAUGCCGAGCUCAAACCGUAUCUUUUGCCUCCACUAUAUCAUUGUCCUGCUUGGUGGAUGAACAAUCCGAUUAUGGGUGCAGCGCUAUCUGCAUUCGAGCUCGCAGCAAAAACAAAUUGGCUAUCGCUGUUUUUCCCCUUAAAUGCCAAGAAUAAAAUGGUUGCAGAAAAACUACUGACCUUGUCGAAAUACUACCUCCCUCCAGUACUUCCGGAAAACGUAAGGUUUCAUGAAUCUGACUUUGUUCAAAGGCGGCUGAUGGAGAGUUGUUUGAUAGGCAAUAUCGUGGCAAAGGCUUGCACCAUCUUGUUAUCCAAGUUGCUCAACCCAAGAUUACAACCUGAUGCCCCUGAAAUACAGGAGGAGAUCGACAUAUUUUUUUCAAAUUUACGCAAACUGAGUCCACAUGCUCAAUCAUCUGGACUGUGCUCGUGGCCUUUCGCUGUUGCAGGUUCUGCAGUAAUAAAGGAAGACCAAAGACUCUACUUGAUAGAGCGGAUAAGGACUUUUGGGGUCAUGAAGAAAUCUAGUGGUCUGAUGAGUGUCAUGCGCUUUUUGUUCACUACCUGGGGCAGUGACACUGACCCUGGCCCAGGAUGGGAUGUCCUCCUCGAUAAGGAAUACCUUCGAAAUACAUUUCUUUAG